Molecule: messenger RNA, 1700 nt
Organism: Anoplopoma fimbria (sablefish)
Lineage: Eukaryota; Metazoa; Chordata; Actinopteri; Perciformes; Anoplopomatidae
Gene: sult1st6
Product: sulfotransferase family 1, cytosolic sulfotransferase 6
Exons: 7
Coding region: 523-1452 (309 amino acids)
Biological process (GO): sulfation
Cellular component (GO): cytoplasm
Molecular function (GO): sulfotransferase activity
Source: RefSeq, a predicted model, not a curated record
AAAUUACAGAUCAUGCAGUUUAGGUUUUGUGAACAAAAGUGGAAUUCAUACGUAACUUGGAAUGUUACGUAAGGGCACUUAUAGGCCUGCCUGUGCAAAUUCCAGUGAUCGCAGACAGACAAGAACCUGGUACAAGCACUCAGACAGCCAGGUUACAAAGAUAGAAAGAGGGUGAAAAGAAACACGUUUUAGAGUGACUGAAGCACUUAGGCUUCAGCUGGGGGUUCAGGAGGGAUUGUUUUUCAGACGGUGGAGAGGAUUGAGGCUGGAAAUCAGAAGACAUCAAGAGGACCAAACCAGUAAAUUCAAUACUAAUCGAGCAGGAAGAGAUUCGCAGACAGUUGGAUUUUAUUGGUGUAUAAAAGCAAUUCAACAGUGAAUGUUGGACAACAGACCAAAGUCAGCUGUGAGAGAAGCUGCUGAAGACGGGAUCCCUAAGGAGGAACAACCGUACCCAUUUUUCUAACCUUGGCUUCUGGUUCUUCUUCUUCUUGACUAACUCAACUUUUGACAGUGUCAGUCAUGUCGGAGGAAGAAGAGUUGUCCUACAGCGAAGCCAUUAAGAAGGCGAGCACUUCCAUCUCUCGCUUCCCUCUCAUCCCAGUCAGAGGAAUUCCUCUCAUGUCCUUCAUCGCCAACAACUGGGACUCCAUCUGGGCUUUCCGUCCUGACCCCUCAGACCUCCUCAUCGCCACAUACCCCAAAGCAGGGACCACAUGGACCCAGGAGAUAGUUGACCUACUUCUUCACAACGGAGAUGCUGAGGCCUGCAAACGAGCCCCGACACCCGUCCGCAGUCCUUUCCUAGAGAUCUUCUCUCCACCACCCAUUCCUUCAGGUCUUGAUCAUCUGAAAACCAUGGAUCCUCCAAGGAUUAUCAAGACACAUCUUCCUUUUCAGUUGGUGCCUACAGGAUUUUGGGAAAACAAGUGCAAGGUUAUUUACGUGGCACGCAAUGCCAAAGACAACCUGGUGAGCUACUUCUACUUUGAUUGUAUGAAUCUGACCCAACCUGAGCCGGGACCCUGGGAGGGCUACAUCCCCAAGUUCAUGAAAGGAGAGUUGUCAUGGGGCUCCUGGUACGACCAUGUGAAAGGUUACUGGAUGGAGAGAGAGAAGAAGAACAUCCUUUACCUCUUCUACGAGGACAUGAAAGAGAAUCCUCGGCGUGAGGUAGAGCGCAUCAUGAAGUACCUGGACUUGUCCGUCUCUGAUGAGGUCAUCAGCAGGAUUGUGGAGCUCACGUCCUUUAAGAACAUGAAGGAGAACCCGAUGACAAACUACUCCUGCGUCCCAGCACCGGUUUUUGAUCAGUCCAUCUCUCCGUUCAUGAGAAAAGGUGAAGUAGGUGAUUGGAGAAACCAUUUCACACCCGAGCAAUCAAAGAUGUUUGAUGAAGAUUACAAGAAGCAAAUGAAGGAUGUUAACAUACCAUUUAGGGACCUUAUCUAACAGAUUCAGGUUUUUUCCAAACUGAUGCAGCUCUGCAAACCAAAGACGGAUGAACUAGUCAGAAGGCAGAAAUACUGUCAAGGAAUUUGAUACAAGCUAAAUACCAAAACAAAAAAUGAAAUGUUAAAAUGUUUGAGCCUGUUUAUGUUAAACACUGUAAUCACUGCACCUCCUGAUGUGUAGCUACAAUGGAAAACCAUCUAAUGUAUGCUUAAAGGAUCAAUAAAAAUGUGCUCCACGAUACAAGU